AUCUAGCGGCGGCUUCGAGCUGAUUCACGACUUUAUCGGGAUUAAAUGGCCACCAGAAAGCUGUGAGAAAAAAAGGAGGAGGGAGGAUGUCUGUUGAGGUGGACUUGUUGCUGCAGGAGGCUAAAGAAAGCAUCGAGGCGGCCCAGAACUACCGCAGUGAACUCCAGCAGCGUGUGAAUGGCCUCAACCAGGCCCGCAAACAGGUGCGUGGCAGCUCGGGUCAGGCCCGCGAGGCCCUGCGGCGCCACUUCACGGAGCUGCAGGCGGCAGCGAGCCGUCUGCUGUCGGAGCGGCUGGACGCCCUGCUGACCGAGGUGGACGCCAUCGAGGCGGACAGCGUCAAACCGCUGGACGACUGCCAGAGCCUCAUUGAGCACGGCUUGGGGCAGGCCGACGAGCUGCUGAGAGAAGGGGAAGCAGCUCUGCGUUGUGGUCUCGGGGAGAAAGAGGACAAACUGGGCAGUUUCACCAAGAAGGCCAUGCACAUCCAACUGGACAGCCUUCCAGAGGUUCCGGCGCUGGUGGACGUGCCGUGUGUCUCGGCCCAGCUGGACGACUCCCUGCUGGUUCUCCUGAGGGACCGGGUGUCCCGCCUCGGCUCCGUCUCCUCCCACCCGCCGGUCCAGAUAGACGAGCUGCAGGAGAGACCGGGCAGCAUCCUGGUCCGCUGGUGUAAGGUCGACGAGGACUUUGCUCCUGCGGAUUACCGGCUGCAGCAUCGGCGCUCCGGCAGCGGGGGGAGCCAGUACGAGGACGCCUACAUCGGUCGGGACAGUGAGUUCCUGGUCCUCCACCUGGACCCGCACACGGACUACCUGUUCAGGGUCUGCGCCCGCGGGGAGGGCCGCACCGAGUGGAGCCCCUGGAGCAUCCCGCAGACCGGGUACACCACUCUGGCACCGCACGAGUGGUGUCCGGGCUCCGAGGGCUACAUCCUCAGCAGCAGGAGGAACAUCGCUCUUCGCAAUGACUCCUCCCACUCGCGCUGCCCCAUCCUCUACUCAAAAGCACCCACCUACUUCUGCGGCCAGACGCUCACCUUCAAGGUGUGCGCUACAGGUCAGAUGGAUCGGAGGGACAGUCUGGGUGUGUGCGUGGACAGCAGGAAAGGAACGGAGUCUCUGCAGAGAGAUCAGGCCGUCUGCAUUUCCACCAACGGAGCCGUGUUCGUCAACGGUAAAGAGAUGACCAACCAGCUGCCGGCCGUCAUGUUGGGCUCGGCCGUGACCUUUGACAUGGAGCUAGUGAACCUGUUCCCCGUCAGCAACAACAACCUCAGCGAGGGGGGGGGCCACUUCAAGCUGCGGGUCACCAUCGGCUCCGGGAAUCGGGAGGUAGUGUUUGAUUGGCUGGUGGACCAGGCGGUGGACUGCCUCUUCUUCGGAUCCUCGUUCGUCCACACUGGCUGGAAAGUUCUGGUGUUUUAAUGGAGCCUCUUUUUUUAUUUUUUUGGCUGGAUUUUUUCUUUUUUUCUGUUUGUUGAGUCUGGAAACAAAAUCAGUCAUUUCCUCCCAGAAUGUUUACUUCCAGAUCAUUUUCCAGGAGCUUCACACAGUAUUUUGCUGUAAUUUACUGGUCAGAGUUUCUUUAUGCAACCUGGAAAUCACAACGAGAAACAGCUGUGAGUUCCACCCGAGGCAAUAUUUCUCUAGCAAGAAAAUAGAUUAAACUUAAAGUAUUAAUGAUCUGCUGCGUUUAUCAGUUUUACUUCUGCAGAGACGUAGAUUCAGUGUGUCUUAUUCACUCGCAGGUUUUAACUGGCUAACAGCAGUAAUUCUUCCUGGAGGAAAGAGAUUUCUCAGUUUGUUUACUCAGAACUGGGUUUCUAAUCAGCUUUAAGGUGUGAACAUAAAAAGCGAAAAGUUACCUGGCUCAACUUUAAUUUUUAACUAAUUUUUAACUUUAAAACACAUUAAUGUAAUGCUAACGCUUGAUUUCUAGUGUUUAACCUCCGGCGGCGUAUUAAAGCCAUUUUAGGUAAAACCUAAAAGAUAAAUAACAGAUCUGGGAGAGGAGAGUUAAUAUUUCAUGGUAUAUGAAAUAUUAAUAUUUCAUGGGAAAAGAAAUCAGAAUUUCCCAGAUAAAAAUCUUUAAUUUAUAAGAAGAAAACGUGGAUAUUCUUUGAGAUUAAAAAGUUAAAGAUUUGUGGGUAAAACACUUAAAUUGAGGAAAAAAGUAGUACGGCCAAGAAAAAUUUACUUUAAAAUUUACAACUUUUAUCUCACAAUUUGAGUGUUUAUCUGUCUGAAUAUUACUCAGUUCCAUAGAAUAUUUAUUUUUACAUCAAAUACAUGGAAGUGUGAAUUAUUUGUGGAUGACUUUCUAAUGUAUUUCCAGGAAAUUUUCCAGAUAAAAAUCUUAAAAAUAUAUAUAUAUAAACUAACUAUAAAGUUAUAGAUUUGUUUGGAAAAAACUCAAAUUGAGUAAAAACGUGGUACAGCGAAGAUGCAUAUACGCGGUUUUUUUUCAUGUUCUGUCUGUGUUCUUUAAUGGAUAUAAAUGAAAACUUAUAUAAUGAAUAUAUUUUGCACCAUUCAGAUCACGUUUCUGCAGUGUUUAACGAAACAAUUUUUUCUUGUAAAUUUGUGAUUUUAGUCUGAGAAUUUCUGAGUUUUACUCUGUGAAUAUCACCGCCCUCUGCUGACUCCAUAGAUUAUUAUUAUAGAUUAUUUAUUUUUUACUUAGAAUGGCCUUAAUACUCCUUCGGAAUGCAAAGCAGCAUCGUCAUUUCAGACAAUGUGUUGAGCAAUGAAAUACAUGGGAGUGUGAAUUCUAUGUGGAUGACUGUGUUGUAAACGCCAUAUUUCGCCCAUUUUUUUUUGUGUGUUUUUCACAGCAAAAUAUAAGUUAUUGUACCUGAAAUACCGUUCCUCCGCAAACUCAGCUCCUUGCCAUUCUUAAAUCCAGGGAUUUUAAGAAACUUUCCUUCUUUUUUCUGUAUUCUGACUUCUGUGAACAAGUUUUCUCGUGUGACCAACUCUCUGGGAGGAAAUGAUAUUGAUAUAUUUUUUUUAAAACCCUGUCAGUGUUUUUUGAUCUUUUCCACGUUAACGGACGGAUUGUCACCCAACUAUCCUCCGGCUCUUCUUCAGUCUCUGUGAAGCCUUGUUGGAGAAAAGAUGUGCUUCCUUAAAAGCUCCUCGGCUUUUACUUUGACUCUCGGGGCCUUCGUUUAAGGUUUUGUUUACAGAUCCGUUUUUAAAAAUGACUUUCAGUUGUUGUAGCUGUUGAUCUGUGCGUCGCCUUCAUUUAUUAACAGUUUGACACCUCGUAGAUGUUAAACUCAGCCACAAGAUGAUAAGUUAAGUAUUUUAAUCUUUAGUUUUAAGCAGCAGGAAAACAAAGACACAAUCUGCUAAACCUGCUGCUCUUUUUUUAUUUGUUUAUUUUAAUAAUCCGUCACUGUGAAAGUUAAACCUCACCUCCUCCUAUUUUUCUCUGCUUACUAAACUUGUUCAUCAAAAGUUUUAAAGGGACAGUUCACCAAAAAUCUACAUGGAAGUUUUUGUCUUCUUAUUUAAGUGUUCAUGUUUUUUCCACAAAGGUCUCCUCUCCAAAACAAACAGACCCGCUGGUUAAAACUCUGAAUUAAGCAGAUAAUGUUUUCUCUGACUAAAUCCUUCAUCCGGUUUAAAUUAAAAGCUAAAAAAAACACUAGAAAUGUGACUUAAACCUGCAUAAAAAGUCAGUUAAUGCAGCUUCUGGUAGACUGAAGAGGAUAUGACGCUACAGACAGGCGACCAAAUCAAAAUUGUUGAAAUAUUUGGGAUAUUUUAAGUACAUUUCAAUGCAAUUCAACAACAUAUACAGCAUUUGUCUACUCCUUUUUAGUCUUUUUAAUUCUUAAAGUUACAAAUUAGACCUUUUUAAGUUGAUGUUAAACUAAACUCUUGAGAUAAUUGAAGCGAUUUUACUGCCUCCAUGAAGAUAAAACUGCUCAUUAGUUGAAAAAAUUAAUUGUAAUUUUUUAAUGAAGAGAUAUUGUUCUUGAGUUUUACAGUUUUGACCUUCAGGAUGAAGAAGUGAACUUUAGUUUUUUUGCUGAACUGUCUCCUUUAAAAUAAUCGAGCUGUUACGUUGAAUUAUUUUUGCGUUGACAAUCAUUUACAGUAUUUACAUAAAUCUGCCGCUGUAGGAGGACGAGAGUUUGAAUAUAAGAGUGUUAGCUGAAAGGUUAUUGAUGAAUCUGUGAGGAAACUAAUCAUCAUAUAGUACAGUUUACACAGUCGGACUUUGUGGAAUAUUUUAACUGUUUAUAAAUAAAACGAGAAGUUUAGUUUAUCAGGGACUAAUGAUUAUAAUUGUUGAAUCCACCAGUUACACCUAUAAAAUGUUGAUAUAUUGGUAAAAUUAUAGUCCAAGUUUACUUCUUCAAUGUCUUAUUUUGUCCAUUUAGCAUAUUAAUAAUUAUGUAAAAAAGAGAUAAGCAACAAAUCCUCACAGCUGAGAGGGUGUUCACACAGAAUAUUUAGACAUUUUUACUUGAAAUUGUUCAAACUGUGAUAAUCGAUCAUCAAAAUUAAUUGACUAAUCGUUUUCUGCUCAAGUCAACAAAACAAAAAUCUAUUCGCCAUCAGUUUCCAUCAAGAGAACUGCAGCUCAGAAUCUUGUUUUCUGUCCUCGAUAUCCUGUUCUGCCCUCAUCAGUACCGUCUCAUGUGGCGCCGUCUUGUUUUAAAGGAAUAGUUUGUUGUUUUGGGAUGUCACUGCACCCGGUCGCUGGUGGCCAACAAACUACUCAUAAAUAUUUAAAAUUCCUGUUUUUGUACAAAUAAAACAAACAAGAUGAAACGUGUUAAUUAGUGAGCUGUUUGUUAUUUGUACUUUGAACUGAGCCAGGCUAACGUUCCCCCCUGUUUCCAGUGAUUAUGCUAAGCUAAGCUAAUCACCUCCGGGCUCCAGCUCUGUAUUUAUCACACAAACAUGAGAAUGGUAUCGAGCUUCUCGUUUCACUCUCGGCAAGAAAUCAAAUUACGUGUAUUCCCUUAAAAAUAUCAAACUAUUCCUUUAACGUAAUUGUUAUUUAGUAUCAAAGACUUUCUAGGAUUAAAGAGAACUCUGGAUGUUCACCUUUUCACAAAUGUAUUUGUCUGCUGUCAGUUUUAUUCUUUAUUAUGUUUCUUGGUCUGUCUGGUGAACAAAUCUUGUUUCUAACAAUCUUAAAGUCUUCACAACAUUUCAGCUUUUCUGAUUCUGUUUUUCGGCUGAUCUGAAGUCAGUUUUUCUUCAUGGACAUGGGGGGGGCUCCAGUCGAUGGUACAGAUUUCUUGAGAACACGUGAACUCACUGCUGAAGGAGAGUAAACUGGUGAAACGGAGUGUUUGACGGUAAAAACAGCGACAUCUGCUGGUCAAACAUCCGCACUGCAUUUGUUCUCACUGCUGUCAUCGUGGAUAUUUUGUUCAAUAAAGGUCAAAUUAUGUA
Molecule: messenger RNA, 5423 nt
Organism: Anoplopoma fimbria (sablefish)
Lineage: Eukaryota; Metazoa; Chordata; Actinopteri; Perciformes; Anoplopomatidae
Gene: crlf3
Product: cytokine receptor-like factor 3
Exons: 9
Coding region: 87-1427 (446 amino acids)
Molecular function (GO): protein binding
Source: RefSeq, a predicted model, not a curated record